AAGAAGAAGAAGAAUUUGUUUGCAGCAGCUUCAUUUCCUCCCUUUUGCCCCAAAAGUCUGUUUUUAACCACAAGAACCGCUUUAAUGUCCGCUAAGCGAAGACACGAUGACAACGAUGCUGACGGAGCUGCUUCUUCCGACAUGAAACAGAAGAAGAGACAAGUAGCUGCUUCUUCCAACAAGAACCAGAAGAGACAUGUAGCUGCUCUCAUUUUGGCACGGGGGGGAAGCAAAGGCAUUCCGCUUAAAAACAUCAAGCCCUUAGCCGGUGUCCCCCUCAUGGGAUGGGUGCUGAGGGCUGCUGUGGACUCCGAAGUGUUUGAUAGGUACGUUGCAAAUAUUAAGAAAGUUGCUGAGGCAUGGGGUGCUCAGGUGCACCAGAGGAGUUCUGAAGUCUCCAGAGACUCUACUUCAUCAUUAGAAACUAUCCAAGAGUUCCUCGAAUACCAUAAUGAGGUGGAUAUAGUUUGCAACAUCCAGGCUACAUCCCCGUGCCUCCAUCCAUUCGAUGUGAGGGAGGCCUUAAAAAAGAUCACAGAGGACGGCUAUGACUCCGUCUUUUCAGUGGUCAGGAGACACCAGUUUCGGUGGAAGGAGGUAGAUGAAUUAUCUGAUGAAAAAACUGAGGCUAUAAAUCUGGACCCAGCCAACCGGCCGCGGCGUCAGGACUGGCCCGGAGAGCUGUGUGAGAAUGGCUCGUUUUACUUCACCACAAAAGAUCUCAUUAAGACGGGACAGCUGCAGGGCGGUAAGUCGAUCUACUAUGAGAUGCUGCCGGAGUUCAGUGUGGACAUAGAUGGAGACAUCGACUGGCCUGUUGCAGAACAGAGGGUUCUCAGGUACGGGUACCCCGGUAAGGUAGUCCGCCUGCUGUUCUGCAAUGUUUCUGCAUGUUUAGCAGAAGGAAUCAACGCUCUGUCUAGUAAUACCAGAAACACAUCUGCUAUUCACAUGCUGCAGGAAAAACAAGUGGAGGUCAUACUGUUGACCUCCAGUGAUGACGCUGUGGCCCAGUCUUUGGCUGCCAAACUUCAAAAAAGGACAGGGUGCCAGGUCAUGGAGGUGGGAAAGAAGCCGCUGAACGAUUUGCAAGAGGUCAUGAAGAACAAGAGUCUGGACUGGAAACAUGUGGCAUUCAUGGGUUUUGAUCAAGCAGAUGAGAAAUUGCUGAAGCUGGCAGGUUUGAGUGCAGUACCCGGGGAUGCUCCAGAGUUGGCCUCAAAGGCUGCAAAGUACAUCUGCCCCCUUUCUAGGGGAUCAGGAGCUGUGUGGGAUUUUGCUGAGCACAUUCUCCUGCAGAAACCAAUGGCAAAACCUCAGUAGGACCACAGCAUUUGUAAGAACUUCUAAUGGCAGAUUCAUUUUGAUAAAUGGAAGAAAUCAAAAUAAUUAAAAUUAGUCGUGUAUAUGUUAGAAAUGUCAAGAGAUGGGUUUGUAGUAAUGGUAAAAAAGCAGAUCCUCAUUCAAUUCUAAGGUUUUUUAUAUCAGGACAUAAUAAAAUAAUCAUCUGGUCCUCACCAGUUGUUAAAAAUGGGGAAAGGCAACCUUGGAUGUGCAAAAACACACGGCCUACUAUACUUUGUCCCAGUUUAACAGAAGCUAAGCCAAAAUGCAGGAGGUUAGCCGCACCUGCUAGUCAAAUUCAUUUGAUUCAUUUAUCAUGUGUGUGGACCUCUGUAAAAGCAGAGGUUUGACCAUUUUUAAUGUCCAGAGCUCUCACCUGUGAGUUAACACAAUGCCACACGCUUCCCAGAAGUGGACGUCUCAUGAUCCCAAGGUCGGACUGUGCGAUGUUCAAAGAGAGUGCAAAAAACAAACAAACAAAAAACAGAAAAAGACUUGACGAGUAUGGCUUGUUUGGAAGGGUUGCUAGCAGAAAGUCUCUUCUGCUUCUAAAAACAAUGUGACAGCAUGCCUUAGGUUGAUUAAAGUGUAUCUGAACAAGACUUCUGACCUGGCCAAGGUGGAGAUGUUUAGCUAUAAUGCACAGCACCAUGUUUGGAGAAAACCAAGCACAGCAUCAGCAGAAACACCAAUCAGCUGCCAGACACGGUGGUGUGGUCACUGAGUCGACCACGGCCACCUCUGUGUACCAAACUAUUCAAAUGUGAGGCCAUCUGUCUGUCUUUACUGAAACUGGGUCUUGUGUUGCAGAGAGUUAAAGUCCAGAUCUGAACCCUUUAACUGUGUAAAGAACAGUGAGCUAAAAUUCCUCUACAGUGAUUUGACGCUGCUAAAGUUCAUACUUAGUCCUGCUGAAGGUGAUUCUACAAGCUACUGAUUCAUAGACUGCAUUUGGGGUUUUUUUUACACAUUUUUGUGUUUUUGCAUUUUGGUUUAGUUUUAUUAAACAAACAAUGUCAUGUUGUAAUAUGUCGUGUUUUUGUUCAUCUGAUGUUGCAUUUACCUAAUUUUAAGAUCUGGUAAAGGCCAGAAAAGUUUAUUACAUCCUGAUAUGUAACACCUCAGAGCUGUCUUUUUUUUUUUUUUUAAUUUAUUACCAUCUCUAAGCAAGAAACUUUUCCUGUGUCGAGCAAGAGGAAUGUCAGCAGUGUUUUGAAUUUUACAAAUUAAAUCAAAUGUUAAGAAAGGCUGUGUUUGCAUAUGAUCACAUAAAGUGAAGUAUAAACAGGAAGGAUCACUCAUUUUACUGCAAGGACAUCAGAGGCCUAGACUAUGGAGCAGAAUCUGGGUUUUAUUCUGAGUUUCUGUACUACAAAACACAUUCACAUCUUAUCAGAGAACAUCACCAUGGUAACACAUGAUGUAGAAAAGAAGAUGAGGUGCUAAAAUGGAAGUAAAAUUAGUCAAAUGUCACAUAGUAAGGUAUUCAACACUCAGUCUUGAAAGGUUUCUUUGACUGUAUGCUGAUGUCUAGUUCCAAGACGGACAAGAACAUAUCUGUAGUCCCUCAAUAACCUCAGGAGCUAUGUAAGCUACACUAUAUUAUGCUGGACAACGCUUUCUAUCAAACAUAAUUAAAUCUAAGGAGCUUGGAAAGAAAAGCUUCUGUACUUAAGUUUCUUGAAGACGUUUCACCUCUCAUCUGAGAACUUUCUUGAGUUCUGAAGAGCUACGAUGACCUGGAUGUGCCAGGUCCAUCCAGCAUUAACUACAGUGUCUUACUACCUCUCCUUAUUACUGCAGCGCCUUGUUUCAUGCACUUUUAAGGUGACAAUCUUAUUGUCCACGCACUUGCAACAAUAAGGAGCUGUAGCGAAGCAUUGAACUUGCUCUGUAGUGCACGCCUCAGCGCUGAUUCUAAACAGCAUCAACAUUUCCAAUAGAGUAACUAAAAUUGUCUGUAAGCACAUUUCAGUGGGUACAGUUGCUGCUUUCUUUGUCAUAUAUGGCAGAUAGGUCCUCUGAAUCCUUGACAGAAGACAUGCAAGAAGCGAACAGUAACAAGGUCAGUGUGGGAAGAGAAAAACAUUUCACAGUUAUCAUGCUGCUCAUAUCCCCUUAUAGCACUGGUUCUCAAAUGGGGUUUGCAGGGCUCAGAGUUAUUCAGUCCAUUUUCUCCCAGUUAUCCAAGUCAUCAGAGAGACAGACGUUCAUACCAACAGCCAGUUUAGAAUCACCAGCUUACAUAAACCCAUGCAUGUAUUCAGGAGUACUCAGAGAGAACACACAGAUAUCUGAACAUGCAGACUCCCCAAGGAAAUAUCCUAGAGUGAAUUUGAACACUGGAUCUUUUGGUUGUGAGGCUGUAGUGCUAACUGCUGUGGUCCCCUUUGCAAUCAAUUGUAGACCCUGUGCAUCUCCGUGAUUGGCAGGACAGGCUCAGGCAGCUUUUGUUGCAGACCUGAGUUCCUCUAGAACAUUUCUGUGUUUAAGAUUGAAUUUGAUAAAGUAAGGCUGGAGUUUUCAAAGGUCUUUAAAAUGCUGCUUUACUUUCCUGCUGAGAAGAUUGAAGCUACUUAAUAACUGCUAGCUACAUCUACUAGCCUGUUACACUUUAGCCUAACCCAAAGACCAGAAAUGACGUGGUGUGUGCUGGAAAGACCUUCAUAUAUAACCAAAGGGUUUUUUUGUUUUUUAUAUUUUUGUUUUUACUUGGUAAAGUUUAGACUUCACGCUGGAUUUUGCCGCUUCCACCCACAUUGAGGCUUUAUGCUUGGUUAAACUGCUCCUGAUUUUGUUAAAAAUGUCUUUUUUCUGUUUGCAGUUUCAUUUCUCGGAGGCGUCUGCUUUGUUGGAAAAUCUCAUGAAUCAUUUCUGAUUUUAAUUUUAUUGAACUGAUCAUUUUGUGAUUCUUUUUAAAUCAUCAAAUAAAUAAACUUGCUGAUGUUGACGGGGUACAAA
Messenger RNA from Neolamprologus brichardi, 4305 nucleotides. The record is from RefSeq and is a predicted model, not a curated record. NCBI's taxonomy places the organism in Eukaryota, Metazoa, Chordata, Actinopteri, Cichliformes, Cichlidae.